UGUAGAGCUGAUGAUGAUCCAGAAUGCCCAGAUGCACCAGGUCGUCAUGAACAACAUGACCAUGUCAGCUCUCGGGUCAUCCGGGUCCUCAGGCCCUCCGCCCGGCCCAGGCCGGUACCAGACAUGGGCUCCCAGAGAUCUGGUUAUAAUUCAGGACAGUGAGGCUGACCCAGAGAUAUACCACCACUAUUACCAGUCUGCCCCAUACCUGUCCUGUCCUUCAUGGCUCCUGCCCUCACUGGUCUACCAAGAAGACCCCAACAAACCCACUUCUGCUCCACCACACAGAGACAGCCCUGCUGUCCCUCCUCCUCCCCCACCCGGUGCCACCACUGCGACUGUGGAAGUCAACGUCACUCCUGCAGCAGAGAACAACUGA
Molecule: messenger RNA, 379 nt
Organism: Seriola aureovittata
Lineage: Eukaryota; Metazoa; Chordata; Actinopteri; Carangiformes; Carangidae
Product: proline-rich protein 29-like
Exons: 4
Coding region: 11-379 (122 amino acids)
Source: RefSeq, a predicted model, not a curated record